This is a messenger RNA of Contarinia nasturtii (swede midge), 1887 nucleotides long. Its product is annotated as zinc finger protein 37-like. The annotation marks the transcript as partial. The record is from RefSeq and is a predicted model, not a curated record. The transcript has 4 exons. Lineage: Eukaryota; Metazoa; Arthropoda; Insecta; Diptera; Cecidomyiidae.
AUGUCGACCGAUGAUUGGAUGCAAGAACUGGACAAAAUGUUGACGAACAUUGAACGCCAGGCGAUGUCUUCACUACGAAAUAUUAAUAACUAUUUCGAACAAUCUGGUCAAUCGUUCCACCAAGCACAUCAGAAAUAUUGUCUACAGCGCUCAACUGACAGAUUAAAUGAAGUUUAUUCCAAAUUUGAAUGUGAAUCGUCGUUCAGUAAUCGUCAAGGUAGAAGUGUCACUCCUAUUUCAACCGAAAAUGGCAACUCAAAUGCAAUUAUUGAAAUCAGCGAUGAUGAUAGUUCAGAUGAAAGGCCUGGCACCAGUUCGCUACCAUCCAGAGAGACUGCGUUUCGAAAUGUUGAUGGUGAGAUUAGAACCGAGGAUGAUCAUGAUGAGAGCGAUGAUCAGGCAGUUGGCGGGGAGAUACCCAAUGUGGAAACAAAAGAAGAAGAAUUGGAAAAUGAUGAGAUCCCGAUAGUUCGUGUUCCGGCCAACCAACUGACGCGUGCAUUUAAGCUAGAGCCAAACUGUUCUGAACGUGUCAAAAUCGAAAGUGACGAAGAUCAUAACAAAGAAAACAUUGAAAAUGAAGCGAAACGUGCACCAUCGAAUUCGUCGAAUAUUUUUGAUAAAAUUGAUGAGAUCAACGAGACAAAUGUACGUGAACCAUACAGGAAGAAAUCACGAGUAUCUCAGGAAAAAGUUGAUCGGAAAGAUGUAGGCCACGAAAUCACGAACGAAGCGAACAUUUCCGAAGCUGUUGUUGAAGUGAAUGUAGCUGGAAAUGUGAGAAGUGGUCAGUCGACACUUGAUAAGUGGAUUUCUCAAAAAAAUAAAUGUAAUGGAAACAAAGAGAAAUGCAAUAGAGGAAUCGCUGGUCAAACAAAGAAAAAGAAAAAGGACGUUCAGAGAUCCCACAAGAAGUUAGACAAAAACUUGAAAAUAUCUAGUAAUAGGAGAACUCACAGUGGAGAAAAACCAUACGAAUGUGGUCGGUGUAAGAAGCGAUUUAGUCGUAAGGAACAUCUCAAAACGCAUAUGAAGACUCAUAAGGAUAGUCUGUUCCACUGUUCAGGUUGUCAUCGCGGAUUUUCACAAAAUAUUGAGAAAGAAGCACAUGAAAGAGAGUGUAAACAACGUCGAUAUGAGUGCUAUCUUUGCAACAGUGAUGAAAAUAAGAAAAAGUUUGUUACGGUUUGUAAGAAUAAUCUUAAACGUCAUAUGAGAAUACACACUGGAGAAAAACCAUAUCAAUGUGAUCACUGUAAGAAGCGAUUUACACAAAAGAGUGAUCUCACUGUGCAUAUUCGAACUCACACCGGAGAAGAACCAUAUCAAUGUGAUCAGUGUCAAUCGUUCCACCAAGCACAUCAGAAAUAUUGUCUACAUCGCUCAACUGACAGAUUAAAUGAAGUAUAUUCCAGAUUUGAAUGUGAAUCGUCGUUCAUUAAACGUCAAGGUACAGGUGUCGCUCCAAUUUCAAACGAAAAUAACAACUCAAAUGCAAUUAUUGAAAUCAGCGAUGAUGAUAGUUCAGAUGAAAGGCCUGGCACCAGUUCGCUACCAUCCAGAGAAACUCGCUUUCGAAACGUUGAUCGUGAGAUUAAAACCGAAGAUGAUCAUAAUGAAAGCAAUGAACAAGCUUCUGUCGGGGAGAUACCCAAUGUGGAAACAAAAGAAGAAGAAGAAGAUUUGGAAAACGAAGAGAUUCCGAUAGUUCGUGUUCCGGCCAAUCAACUGACGCGUGCAUAUAAGAUAGAGUCAAACUGCUCUGAUCGUGUCAGAAUCGAAAGUGACGAAAAUCAUAACAAAGAAAACUUUGAAAAUGGAGCGAAGCGUGUACGAUCAAAUUCUGCGAAUAUUUUAGAUAAAAUUGGUGACAACAACGAGACAAAU